Messenger RNA from Triticum turgidum subsp. durum (durum wheat), 480 nucleotides. NCBI's taxonomy places the organism in Eukaryota, Viridiplantae, Streptophyta, Magnoliopsida, Poales, Poaceae. The record is from the annotation of a GenBank genome assembly.
AUGCUCGGCCUCUGCGUCCUCUGCGGCGCGCCACCGGCCACCGUCUCGGCACCGCCGCCGAGAGCCCGCUGCAGCGCGCCGGAGAAGAGCGGCCGGGCGUUCCUCCUGGGCGUCCCUGCGGCCGUCUCGCUCUCGCUCGCCCUCUGGUCCACCCCAGUGAGCGCCGGCAUCCUGUCAGGGUCCACCGGGCUGGAGUCGGUUCCAGCGCCCCCGAUGCCCCGGCUCGAGUUCCUGGACAAAUGGAAUGCGGAGAACCAGAGGAAGUACGCGGAGAAUGACUCGAGGUUCAAGUCCUCCAAGGUGCUCAAGGAGCUGCUGGAGAAGUCCAAGCAGAACAAACAGAAGAACGAGAGGGAGAUCCAGGACAAGUACUGCCUGCGGGGCGCCGAGUGGGGCGUCGGCGACUGCUCCACGGUGGGGAUGACGGACCAGGAGAAGGAGGACUUCAUCACAGAGCUCAGGAAAAGAGUUGGGGAAUGA